This is a messenger RNA of Fonsecaea pedrosoi CBS 271.37, 393 nucleotides long. RefSeq lists its product as uncharacterized. The record is from RefSeq and is a predicted model, not a curated record. Bases 1 to 393 code for a protein of 130 amino acids. The transcript has a single exon. NCBI's taxonomy places the organism in Eukaryota, Fungi, Ascomycota, Eurotiomycetes, Chaetothyriales, Herpotrichiellaceae.
AUGUCGGAAGAUAACGAUGAUCCGUUUCUAGAUUCUAAGGUCGCACCGACCUCAGUCGAGCCCGAGACUAACAACUCUGAGUCUAGCAGCUCCGAGUCUGAUAGCUCCGAGUCUAGUACUGAAGAUCCAGACGCCUCUAAAUACGGGUUCAGUAAUGAAGACCCAGACGUCUCUAAACGUGAGGCUAGUAAUGAAGACCUAGACGCCUCUAAACGUAAGGCCAGUGAUGACGAAGACCUAGACGCCUCUAAUUAUCGGUCCGGUACUAAAGACCUAGACGCCUCUGAAAGUGAGGCUAGUGACCCUAACCGGCCGUCCAAGCGCCCUCGCCUUAGUACACCAUCGAAUCGGUCAUCUAUCUCCCAGAACGACGAGCCUCUACCGUCCGGCUAA